Acipenser ruthenus (sterlet) is the source of this 2056-nucleotide messenger RNA. Its product is annotated as ribosome maturation protein SBDS. The record is from RefSeq and is a predicted model, not a curated record. Gene Ontology annotation, biological process: ribosome biogenesis; cytosolic ribosome assembly. Bases 305 to 1057 code for a protein of 250 amino acids. Lineage: Eukaryota; Metazoa; Chordata; Actinopteri; Acipenseriformes; Acipenseridae. The transcript is spliced from 5 exons.
AAAAAUGUGGUGCGGUGUUUCAUGCGGGUGUUUUCGUAGAAUUAUUGAGCAUUUGCCUCGUUUUUUUGUCAUAGCCAAAGACAGCGGGCUUUCCUUUUAGCAGUGAAGAAAAAAAUUAACUUUAUCUAAUAAAAUGUUAAACUGGGAACUGUUAUUUCCUCACGCUUGUUUACUCCGGAACCCUUUUGCAGCGAGACCAAGCAAUGCAACGCCGUGCAAUCUCUGUGACACGCAGGUGUAAACAGUUGUGAGCGGGUCAACGCAGUUGCUAAUUUUUUUUUUUCUUUGCUUAACUAACUAAAAUAUGUCGAUUUUCACACCAACUAACCAGAUUCGGCUCACAAAUGUGGCUGUCGUGAGAAUGAAAAAAGGAGGAAAGAGAUUCGAGAUCGCCUGCUAUAAAAAUAAAGUGAUGAACUGGAGGGCUGGGGUUGAGAAGGACCUCGAUGAAGUCCUGCAAACCCAUUCCGUUUUUGUAAACGUCUCAAAAGGACAAGUGGCAAAAAAGGAAGACUUUGUCAAAGCAUUUGGUACAGAUGACCUGACAGAAAUAUGUAAACAAAUCCUGGCAAAAGGUGAACUUCAAGUUUCAGACAAGGAACGGCACACACAACUGGAGCAGAUGUUCAGAGAUAUUGCAACUAUAGUUGCAGAAAAAUGUGUGAACCCAGAGACCAAGAGACCCUACACAGUCAAUCUGAUUGAGCGAGCAAUGAAGGACAUCCACUACUCUGUCAAAGCCAACCAGAGCACCAAGCAACAGGCUCUGGAAGUGAUCCGGCAGCUGAAGGAGUCCAUGCAGAUUCAGCGUGCACACAUGAGGCUGCGGUUCAUGCUGCCAGCGAAGGAGGGGAAGAAACUGAAGGAGAAACUCAAACCACUCAUCAAAGUGAUCGAGAGCGAAGACUUCGACGAGCAGCUAGAAAUGGUGUGUCUGAUUGACCCCGGCUGCUUCAGGGAGGUUGACGAGCUGAUCCGCUGUGAAACGAAGGGGAAAGGCACGUUGGAGGUGCUCAGUCUGAAAGAUGUGGAGGAAGGGGAGGAGAAGUUUGAGUGAAAACAACCAGCCUGCAUGCUUCCCCACACUACAGCCGCUAUACACAGCUUGUGCUCCCAUUAAAAUGGAAACCUUAUAUAUGGAUGGAAAUGUUUUAUUGCUGUGUUGAAUGCAAAAAAAAAAAUCCUCAUUCCAUUAUUAACAAAGUUGGUUUCCCAGUGUUGCUACAUAAAAUGUAUUGAAGUAUUUUUUGUAGAAGUACGGUGUGUAUUUUUAAUAGCGCUUACCCAUCAGUCUUAUACUUCUUUAUCAGUGGCAAUCGCCAUUCUCCCAUACAUUUCAGUAAGGUUUUGGACAGUUCACAUGAUCCUCUUAUUUGUAAUGUACUGGUUUGUUAUAAAUCAAGGUGCAGUAAGUAUGGGUGAGCAGAUGCUCUUAGACUGUGGGAAACUACACUGAGGAUAUAGGAUAAACUUGUUGCCACUUUUUCUCAUUUUCUUUAUGCUUCCUUCUGAUGUAUUAUUAUUAGUGGAGUUAAUAAUACAAAUACUAUUAAGAAAUGGCGCAACUUGUAAUGUGGUUAUGCUGCUUUACAUUGGGGUGUAAGAAUUAAUUUAAUUUUACAAUUAGUCAACCCUUUAUGAAAGGAGCACUCAAAUGGUACAUUCCCCAUGUUAAAUAACCUUUGGUUGUUUUAAAGCAGUACAAGUAAACCAUGUCAUGCCUUCCACUUUUGUGUUUUCAGUAUAAAUCUUCUCACAUGAUUAGCCAGACUAAGUAAUAUAAAGAGAUUCCUGGUGCUGGUUAGUACUACUGACUGAAAUGGAUGUAUUACAUGAAUCCCCAAAGUACAUUUGAAUUGAAUGGUAAUGCAGGCCUAUUAAGAGGAUGCUGUACAUUAUGCAGUGCAGAAACGUGUAGAGUUUAAUGCAAAUGGAAACCUGCAGUUUAUAAGUUUGUAUUUCAACUAAUACCAUUUAUAUUACUUAUUUAAAAAAUGCCAAAAUGUGUUUCUUUUGUAAACCUCACUGCUCUUAAAUAAAACAAGAUAACAUAGAA